Molecule: messenger RNA, 2232 nt
Organism: Miscanthus lutarioriparius
Lineage: Eukaryota; Viridiplantae; Streptophyta; Magnoliopsida; Poales; Poaceae
Source: the annotation of a GenBank genome assembly
AUGCAGUCCGGCUACGGCGGCGUGUCCGAGUUCCAGCAGUUCAUCAUGGACGGCGGCUUUGCCAUGUCCGCGCCGCCGCCUCAGCAGCAGCCGCCUCAGCCCGCCGCCGCCCAGGAGCUGGGCGGGCCCUUCAGGUACCAGCCGCUGCACCACCACGCGCUGCCGCCGCAGCACCACCACCACGCGCCGCACAUGCCGCCGCACUUCGCCCACUUCGGCGCCGCCCCGUCGCCGCCCUUCACGCAGCAGCUGCUGCACCAGGCGGCCGCCGCGGGGCACCACCACCUCCAGCUCUUCCACGAGCAGCAGCAGCAGCAGCAUCACCACCACCACAAGCCCCAGCCGCCUCCGCAUCAGCAGCAGCAGCAGCAUCACCACCAGCCGCCGGCGAGAUGGGCACCGCAGCCGCAGCAGCACCAGCACCACCAGCAGCCGCAGGCCCAGACGCAUCACCACCACCACCACCACCUCGGAUUUGACGUCGAGGCCGCCGUGCCGGAGAGCUCGGGGGCGGCGGGCGGCGGGAGCGCCGCGGCCUCGGGCGGCGCCACCCCUCCGGGCGUGCCCCCGUUCUUGGCAGCCGCCAUGAACUUCAAGCUGGCGGUCGACCCCGGCGGCGGCAGCGGCGCCACGGGAGGCACCGACGACGGCCUCAACGACGGGGGUGGCGCCGCGGGCAGCGGCAUGAUGCUUCACGUUGGCGGCGGCGGCGGCGACGACGAGGCCGCCACUGAGAGCCGCCUCCGCCGCUGGACCGGCGACGAGGAGACCUCCAUCAAAGAACCUACCUGGCGGCCGUUGGACAUCGACUACUUACACAGCUCGAGCAGCAGCAAGAGGACGGGAAAGGAGAAGGUGGCCACGCCCGAGUCCCCCGCGCCGGCUGCCGCCGCCAAUUACUUCAAGAAAGGCCCAGGCGACGACAAUGCCGCUGCCGCAGCCGCUGCGGCCGCGGGCGGCGGCAACUACAAGCUGUUCAGCGAGCUGGAGGCCAUCUACAAGCCGGGGAGCGGCGGCGCGGGCGUCGGCCAGACGGGGUCCGGCUCCGGCCUCACCGGAGACGACAAUGCCAUCCUCGAGCCGGCCAUCGCCGACCUCCCGGACGUGGCGGCCGCGGGCCCGCAGCUCAACACGUCGGAGACUUCGGCUGGGGAGGAGGUGGCCGCGGUGGUGCAGCCGCAGCCGCAGCCCCAGCCUUCGACGGACGCGGCGCGGCGCAAGCGGAAGCGUCGGCGGCAGCAGCUGGAGCAGCUGAGCGCGUCGGCGUCCUUCUUCGAGCGGCUGGUGCAGCGGCUGAUGGAGCACCAGGAGAGCCUCCACCGGCAGUUCCUGGAGGCCAUGGAGCGGCGCGAGCGGGAGCGCGCCGCGCGGGACGAGGCGUGGCGGCGGCAGGAGGCUGACAAGUUCGCCCGCGAGGCCAGCGCGCGCGCGCAGAACCGCGCCAGCGCCGCGGCGCGGGAGGCCGCCAUCAUCGCCUACCUGGAGAAGAUCUCGGGCGAGUCCAUCACGCUCCCGCCGGCGCCACCGCCCGCCGCGGCGUCCGGCGACGACACGAGCCAGGACGCGACGGCGGCCGGCAACGGCAAGGAGCUGGUGCCGUACGACGGCGGGGACGCGACGGCGCCCGAGGGGGUCGGGUCGCUGCACCUCAGCACGUCGCGUUGGCCCAAGCACGAGGUGGAGGCGCUGAUCCGGGUGCGGACGGGGCUGGAGGGGCGGUUCCAGGAGCCCGGGCUCAAGGGCCCGCUGUGGGAGGAGGUGAGCGCGCGCAUGGCGGCGGCGGGCUACGGCCGCAGCGCCAAGCGCUGCAAGGAGAAGUGGGAGAACAUCAACAAGUACUUCCGCAAGGCCAAGGAGAGCGGCAAGAAGCGGCCGGCGCACGCCAAGACGUGCCCCUACUUCGACGAGCUGGACAGGCUCUACUCCCGCUCGGGUCACUCGGCGGCGGCGCGCGACGGCAAGUCCAAUGCCGGGGGAGGCGAGGCCAAGCAGGUGAGCUCGGAGCUGCUGGACGCGGUGGUCAAGUACCCCGACGUGCGCUACGGCCCGCCGGGGUUCGGGAUGGACAGGGAGCAGGCCUCCGGCGGCGGCGGUGGCAAUAACGCUAAUAAUGAAGGUGGAGAGGACGACGGCGCCGAGGAUGUCGACGGGGAGGAGGACGGCAUUGGCAAGGGGAGGGCCGGCGAUGAUCAGGACGACGAGGUGGACAGCCAUGGCCACGAUGAUGAGUAG